Messenger RNA from Hibiscus syriacus, 711 nucleotides. RefSeq names its product protein ORANGE-LIKE, chloroplastic-like. The record is from RefSeq and is a predicted model, not a curated record. The transcript has 6 exons. Lineage: Eukaryota; Viridiplantae; Streptophyta; Magnoliopsida; Malvales; Malvaceae. Bases 88 to 690 code for a protein of 200 amino acids.
UUGAAGAAGAAAUGGGCACUUUCCAUCUCUGCUCUCAUUAUCUUCAUCCUACCACUUCUCCAAAUUUCAAAACCCUAACCCCAAUACAUGGAAACCCUAAAUUCCCCUCCCCCCCCAAAGCACGCUGCUCCUAAUCCAUCCCUCUCUUUCUGCUCUAAAAACAACCCUCCCCCUCCUGCUGAUAACAUUCCCAGUAACUUUUGCAUCAUUGAAGGACCGGAGACUGUUCAAUACUUUGUGAAGAUGCAGCUGCAGGAAAUUGAAGAUAAUAUUAGGAGUAGGCGCAAUAAGAUCUUCCUCCUUAUAGAAGAGGUAAGGAGAUUACGAAUACAACAGCGGAUAAAGAAUGUGAAAGUGAUCAAUGAGAACGGCGACGAGGAAACAGACGAGAUGCCUGACAAUCCAUCUUCAAUUCCUUUUUUCUCUCAUGUGACACCGAAGACAAUGAAGCAACUGUAUUUCACAAGCCUGGCGUUUAUAUCUCGAAUAAUUGUAUUCGGAGACCUUAUUGCGCCAACGCUGGAGCUAAAAUUAGGUCUAGGAGGCACCUCGUAUGAAGAUUUCAUACGCAGCAUGCAUCUGCUGUUGCAGUUAAGUCAGGUUGACCCUAUCGUGGCAUCGUUUUCAGGAGGGGCGGUGGGUGUCAUUUCAGCCUUGAUGCUAAUCGAAGCCAACAAUGUUGAACAGUAGGAGAAGAAAAGGUGUAAAUAU